AUGAAUAGCAGUCAACAAAAUGGAAAAGUAAUGGUAAAAAGAAAUGUUGACAUCAAUGAUGAUAAUGAUGAUUCAUUGUUGGAAGAUGUACAAGAUAAAAGAUUAUUCUUCUUCAGAAAAAUCCGCGAAGAAAACAUUAAUAAAUUGGUAUAUACAGACGAACAUUCAAACAGAACACUCAAGUCACUGUUGGAAGAUAUAUCUACAGAGUGCAAUGUGGAGGACGAAAACAUGACUGACAUAUCUUUUCGCAACGAAUAUGUUACCCAAACAGACCUAUUUAGAAAACACGAUAAGACUCCGGCGGAUGAUUGUAUUGAAAAUGACUGUGGAUACUCGUAUGAUAACUACAAUUGUUAUUUCUCCUGUAUCGGGAUUGGUUUACCUUGUGAGCUUACGAAAUGUUUGAACUCUUCGUUGACCUGCAUGGAUGUUUCUCGUAGUGAUAUUGUCAAGAUCCAUGAUCGUGCAUUUUCUGGAUUGUCAUGCCUUGUCCUUCUUGAUCUUUCCCGAAACAGAAUCCAAACACUUAACAGUGAUAUAUUUAAUGGACUGUCAGAUUUGUCUGAACUUGACCUUUCCCGAAAUAAAAUCAAAACUAUAGAUAAUUAUGUGUUUAAUGAACUGUCCGAUUUGACUAACCUUGACCUCUCUCAGAAUAGAAUUAGCACUAUAGACAAUUAUGCCUUUAAUGGACUUUCUAAUUUGUGUCGACUAAAUCUCUCCCACAAUGAAAUUACAGUCAUUAGCGAAUAUGCAUUUGAUAAUUUCUUCGGAGGAAUAUUGCCAUUAAAUUUACCAAAUCUUCUCAAAUUAGAUUUGUCGAAAAACGACUUAAGUUCGUAUUAUCAGAUCACAUAUGCUUGUCGAGAAUUACAUGGAUUUCCAUCCAUGCUGAUUCCAGAUUUUGCAUUCAGUGGAUUUCUUAGGUUAGAAUUUCUAGAUAUGUCCAACUAUCAUGUCUUAUAUCUACCAGAUAAAAUAUUCACGGGUCUCUCAAAUUUGCUGGAACUUCGUUUGUCCUAUAAUGACAUAGCAACUCUUCCAAUUGAAGUUUUUGUAGGCCUUUCCGACCUUGUCAGCCUAAACGUAUCCAACAAUAAGAUAUCAUUUCUUCCUGAUAACGUGUUUAAUGAUCUGUGUAAUCUCACCCUCCUGGAUUUAUCUCACAAUAGGAUAUUGUCCCUCACGAGAAAAGUAUUUAAUAGACUCUCUAGUCUGAGAAAUCUGGAUUUAUCCUACAAUAUGAUACCGUCCGUCCCCGGUAACGCAUUUAAAGGUUUAUUUAGUCUCGCCAACCUGAAUCUAUCAAACAAUAAAAUCACUGCUAUCACAACCAAAACUUUUAGACGAAUUGUCUCACUAAUGCAUCUUGAUAUAUCUUAUAAUAAAUUAAGUCUCAUACCGACCGGGUCAUUUAAGAGAAGUGGUAAAGUGAAGUGUCUGAAUAUUAUAGGCAAUCCAUUAAACGUUCGAGAGGAUAUGUUUGAAGGUUUGAACAACUUAGAGAUUUUACUGACUAAUACUCCUUUUUCGUGUUGCGUAAAACCGAAAUCCGUCGCCGAUAAUAAAUGUUUGUCAACUUUAUGUCUAAGCUCAUCUUGUGAGGUACAUUUUGACGCAAUGUCGUCCUGCCAGACGCUUAUUCGCUCAAAGAUAUUAAGAAUCUUUCUUUGGAUUAUAGGAAUAUGUGCGGUAGUUGGAAAUUUUCUAGUUAUUUUCUAUCGAACUAUUAUUGAUAGAGAAAAUAUGUCAAAAAACUUCUCAGUUUUUGUAUUGAAUUUGGCUAUUUCGGAUUUUCUAAUGGGUGUUUAUCUGAUGGUAAUAGGUGCUGUAGAUGCGCACUAUCAGGGUGUGUAUGCUUUAAAUGCUAUGAAAUGGAGAGAAAGUUUACUGUGCACAUCUGCUGGCGUGUUAUCGACAGUGUCCAGUGAGAUGUCCACUUUCUUAGUUCUGUUAGUGACACUACACAGACUGAUAGUCAUUGUUUUUCCUUUAUCUCGUUACACUCUUCAAAAAAGCACAUGGAGACUGGCUACAUUCGUGUCAUUAGUCAUGUGGGUAGUUUCUAUUACAAUAGCAAUCGUUCCGACGAUUUCAGUGCAGUCAUACUUUAAAGGUGGAUUCUACUCCCAGUCAAGCGUAUGCCUCGCAUUACCACUGACCGCUCACAAGAAGAUAGGAGCGGAAUACUCUGCUGCUGUCUUUAUUGGCCUCAACAGCCUCAUAUUUAUCACAAUCUUAGUAGGACAAGUCACAAUAUUCGUCUGCCUUCGGAAGAGACCAAAUAUUUCAAAAAGGCCGAAUCAAAAGGAAGAUAAGACAAUCGCACGAACCUUAUUCCUUGUGGUAGCAACUGAUUUCUGCUGCUGGUUUCCUAUUGGUGUGAUGGGAAUUACAGCGCUUAGUGGAACUCAACUCUCAGAUGAGGUGUAUGCAUGGGUGAUGGUGUUUGUACUUCCGGUAAAUGCCGGUGUAAACCCGUUCCUGUACACCAUGACUUAUAUCUGGAGGAGAAAAAGAUCCCUUCCUAUGGCUGUGAGAUAA
Ylistrum balloti is the source of this 2547-nucleotide messenger RNA. RefSeq names its product relaxin receptor 1-like. NCBI's taxonomy places the organism in Eukaryota, Metazoa, Mollusca, Bivalvia, Pectinida, Pectinidae. The transcript has 6 exons. Gene Ontology annotation, cellular component: membrane. Gene Ontology annotation, molecular function: protein binding; G protein-coupled receptor activity. Gene Ontology annotation, biological process: G protein-coupled receptor signaling pathway. Bases 1 to 2547 code for a protein of 848 amino acids. The record is from RefSeq and is a predicted model, not a curated record.